Molecule: messenger RNA, 4054 nt
Organism: Pteropus alecto (black flying fox)
Lineage: Eukaryota; Metazoa; Chordata; Mammalia; Chiroptera; Pteropodidae
Gene: CRNKL1
Product: crooked neck pre-mRNA splicing factor 1
Exons: 14
Coding region: 106-2169 (687 amino acids)
Biological process (GO): mRNA splicing, via spliceosome; spliceosomal complex assembly
Cellular component (GO): U2-type catalytic step 2 spliceosome; post-mRNA release spliceosomal complex; precatalytic spliceosome
Molecular function (GO): protein binding
Source: RefSeq, a predicted model, not a curated record
UCAAAGGUCACGCAAGCCAGUUCCGCUUCCGGUUCCAGGAUCCGGUUUGUUGUCAGAAAGUUUUGGGACGUUCACGAACCCUUUUUGAGGUCUUCUGCUGCAGCCAUGGCGGCCUCCACCGCGGCCGGGAAGCAAAGAAUUCCCAAAGUGGCUAAGGUAAAAAACAAAGCUCCAGCCGAGGUACAGAUAACUGCUGAACAGCUCUUAAGAGAAGCUAAAGAAAGAGAACUUGAGCUACUUCCACCUCCACCUCAACAGAAGAUCACAGAUGAAGAAGAGUUAAAUGAUUACAAACUACGGAAAAGGAAGACUUUUGAAGAUAAUAUAAGAAAAAACAGGACUGUGAUUAGUAACUGGAUAAAAUAUGCACAAUGGGAAGAGAGUCUAAAGGAGAUUCAAAGGGCUAGAUCCAUAUAUGAACGUGCUUUAGAUGUGGACUACCGAAAUAUUACGCUCUGGCUGAAAUAUGCAGAAAUGGAAAUGAAGAAUCGCCAGGUCAACCAUGCCCGAAAUAUCUGGGACCGGGCCAUAACAACUCUGCCUCGAGUCAACCAGUUCUGGUACAAGUACACGUACAUGGAAGAGAUGCUGGGGAACAUUGCUGGUGCUCGGCAGGUGUUUGAACGCUGGAUGGAAUGGCAGCCUGAGGAGCAAGCCUGGCACUCCUAUAUCAACUUCGAGCUGCGAUACAAAGAGGUCGAUCGGGCCCGCACCAUUUACGAACGAUUUGUACUUGUGCACCCUGAUGUUAAGAAUUGGAUCAAGUAUGCCCGCUUUGAAGAAAAACAUGGUUAUUUUGCCCACGCACGGAAAGUGUAUGAGAGAGCUGUGGAAUUCUUUGGAGACGAACAUAUGGAUGAACACCUUUAUGUUGCCUUUGCCAAAUUUGAAGAAAAUCAGAAAGAAUUUGAAAGGGUACGAGUGAUCUACAAGUAUGCCCUGGAUAGAAUUUCAAAACAAGAGGCCCAAGAGCUCUUUAAAAAUUAUACCAUCUUUGAAAAGAAGUUUGGUGAUAGGCGAGGUAUUGAAGACAUCAUCGUGAGCAAACGGAGAUUCCAGUAUGAAGAAGAAGUGAAGGCUAAUCCACACAAUUAUGAUGCAUGGUUUGAUUACUUGCGCUUGGUGGAAAGUGAUGCAGAAGCAGAAACUGUACGAGAAGUCUAUGAAAGAGCUAUUGCCAAUGUCCCACCCAUUCAAGAGAAGAGGCAUUGGAAGCGCUACAUCUAUCUUUGGGUCAACUAUGCACUCUAUGAAGAACUGGAGGCAAAGGAUCCUGAGAGGACAAGACAGGUAUAUCAAGCCUCUUUGGAACUAAUUCCUCAUAAAAAGUUCACAUUUGCCAAAAUGUGGUUACUAUAUGCACAAUUUGAAAUAAGACAGAAAAAUUUACCAUUUGCCAGAAGAGCUUUGGGAACUUCCAUAGGCAAAUGUCCAAAAAACAAGUUAUUUAAAGGUUACAUAGAAUUGGAGUUACAGCUUCGAGAAUUUGACAGAUGCCGGAAGCUUUAUGAAAAGUUCCUGGAAUUUGGACCUGAAAAUUGUACCUCUUGGAUUAAAUUUGCAGAAUUAGAGACAAUCCUUGGUGAUAUUGAGAGAGCACGGGCAAUCUACGAGUUAGCCAUCAGCCAGCCACGCUUAGACAUGCCAGAGGUGCUUUGGAAAUCAUAUAUUGAUUUUGAAAUUGAGCAGGAAGAAACUGAAAGAACACGAAAUCUUUACCGACGAUUGCUUCAACGGACACAACAUGUCAAGGUAUGGAUUAGUUUUGCUCAGUUUGAGUUGUCUUCAGGGAAAGAAGGAAGUUUGGCUAAAUGCAGACAGAUUUAUGAAGAGGCUAACAAAACCAUGCGAAACUGUGAAGAAAAGGAAGAAAGACUUAUGCUGCUGGAAUCUUGGCGAAGCUUUGAAGAUGAAUUUGGAACUGCAUCAGAUAAGGAGAGAGUAGACAAACUCAUGCCAGAGAAAGUCAAAAAGAGAAGAAAGGUUCAGACUGAUGAUGGGUCUGAUGCAGGCUGGGAAGAAUACUAUGACUACAUCUUUCCGGAAGAUGCUGCCAACCAACCCAAUCUCAAGCUCUUGGCCAUGGCCAAACUUUGGAAGAAACAGCAACAGGAAAAGGAGGUUGCCGAACAAGACCUAGAUAAGGACGUUGAUGAGAAUGAAUCUUGAUUUUCUUAUUCAUAUUGAUAUUAUUUUUAUAAAUUAAUAGUUUGGAACUCUUGUGACUCCUGUAAGUUUUUGUAUAUUUCACCAGUGAUGAAUUGAUUGGAAUCUUUGGCAGCUACUUUUAAAAUUCUUUAUAAAAUGUUCUUGGGCUGGUUGAAGGCAGAGGGAUUGCAAGUAAUUUUAAUUGCCAGAUUUGAGUCCAAACAUUUUUUUGUCCACAUAAUGCAUUAGGAAAUCUAAUUAAGGUAAUAUUUAGCAUCUAUUUUAGAUGGAACUGCAGGCUUUUAAAAGAAUCUUUCUAGACGUUUUCAAAUUACAUUCUAUAGUAACUUUUAAGAUAGUUUUCUCAUGCUUUUCUUCUUCAUAAAGAUAUUUUAUGCAUUCAUCUGAAUCCUGCAACUUUUUCAUGUCUUCAGAGUCACACUGACUUGAGUUCUGUUCCCAGCUCUGCCACUUAGUGAUAUGUAACUUAACCUUUAUUUUCAGUUUCUUCACUCAUAAAAUGGGCUAAUGCUUUGCCAACCCAUUUCAAACAUUAAAUUAAAAAAGACUAUACCUGAUGCAUAGUAAGUGCUCAAUAAAAUAGUCACUUUGUUAAAUAUGUUCAUUCCUAACAGAAUUGAAUGUGUUUGGGUUAAUUUAACUUCUGAAGUCCUUGCUUUCUGAAUAGUGGCCUUUAUACCAAGUGUUUUCCAAAACAUUGGUUGGAAAAUAAUUUAUAGUUGCUGUUACUUCUGAAUAAGGUCUUUUUUACCAAGCAAAUUUUAGUCAAAUUUCAUUUUUGUCCUAAUCAGUUUCCCAGACUGGUUGACCUCUGUACUGGCUUACUAUGUGCUGUGAGAAACAAUGUCCCAUACUGAAAUAAAUUUAGGAAACUCUAGAUUAAGCGUUAACCCUGGUUAGUCAAAUCUCUUUAUAGGCUUCUCAGAGCUUUUGAUAUGCUACUAUAUAUAUGAAUUACCAGUAACAGUGUUGGCAUGUUUCCCAAACUUGACCUGGGAGUCAUUUCUACCUAGAGUACCAAUAAAUAUCUCCCAGUGUGCUACAGUAGAAAAUGUCUACUUGUGACAUCUGACACAUUAAGCUUACCCUUGCUUAAGGUGCAAUACAUCAAAGGUAACUUUAUGCUUAAUAGUGAAGCUUAAAUAGUACAAGUAACAUUUGCUGAUACACUGCUCACAUUCUCAAAACAAAAAAUACUUAACUGAUCUGAGAGAUUGUUUCCUUUAACCUGGCCUGUAUUUCUUAAGCAUAUCUUUUCUUGCUCUGUUCACUGCCCAAACUAUUGGACUAGAGCUCUGUAUCUACAAGACUGUUUUUCACCUAUAAGGACAAUUAGCAAAUUUAUGAUCUGCAAAUUUAGUUGGGUAAAUUUACUACUAAAUUUGUAAAUGUAUUAUUCACCCAAGGGGUAUAAAAUUUAGUCAAUAUGUUACUAAAUUGUAUCUUGAAAAUAAGAUAGUUUUUGAGGACAGAAUAAAAUAGGACUGUUAAGAUAAAAUGCAAACCUGUUUUCAGCCUCCCUGGUUUAGUCAUUGGACCAGUUUGAGCUGCAGAGGUAUCAGGUUCUGACUAUUGAGUACUUGAGGUCUGGCUAGUGAGGAGGAACAUUUGAGAUUUUAGUAUCUUUUGGAAAAGUGUGCAGAAUCAAGAGGUGAGAUGAAAAUAUGUCAAAAUGCUAGCAUCAAUGACUAAUCAUAGAGUCUUGCAAAAAUUCUGUUGCAUGUAUGCAUAAGAAAAAAAAUCAGUGAUCAUGUUUUCAGUGUAAUCUAACACUUUCUGGAAAGUGCCAGUAUGAAAUGCAUGAAGGAAAACGUUACUCUCUUUUGGAAGAAGAUAAAUUCCACCAAAAUGAGUCCUUUCUAAAGUAAAAGCUUUUUAAUAAUCA